UUUCCAUAAUUGUGCGAAAGGGACCGGUUCUAAGGCCCUGUUGGCUCAUCCGCAGAUUCCAUCUGUUGGCUGUAGAAGUUGUAAGUUUUGUAAUAACCAAUAAGUUUUGAAAAUAUCAAUACUAUUUAUGGUUUUUUUUUUCAAGGUUAAAUCUGAUGUCUUUGGAUCAGCGGAAUCGGUCGAAAAAAGGUUUCCGUCCUCUAGAGAACUGAAUCUUCAGGCAUUGAUUUGUGAUAUUGUGAAGAGUAUUCUUCUUUUCCUUCAACAUCGAACCUAAAGUAGAUUAGACCCGAAGCACCGAAAUUGGCCGUCAUAUUUUGGUAAUACCACCUUGCCGGACAAAUAUCGGAGCGCUUUGAAACAAAGUAAACACUGGGUCGCGUAGAGGCGGCAGAAAUAAUAACAUCACCGUACAUGGUCAUCAUUUCACUUUGUGUGAAUGACGGGAAUAAAUGUUGUUCCUCCGAUAGAUUCAAAUCCACCGAAUUGCGUGAAAGGGACCGGUUCCAUGGCACUGUCGAUUCAACCGGAAAAAUCAUCUGUUGGCUGUAGAAAUUGUUGCUCCUGGUCUGUCAAUAAGCAGAAUGGUUCGAACAAAAGUUUCCCCCUUUCGAGAGACCUGAGUCCCCGGGUUCGAUUUCAAUGGUACCGAAAAUGUCCUCGGAAUGUCAUGGUGAUGGAAUUUGUACGCUUUCUGUGUUCUUUGAGCAGAUCUGAAGUUUCGAUAAACAACGGUAGCUGCACCCUGCAUCGAAUACGCGAUAGGCCUCCCGGAUUCACUGCAUCUGACGGUAAAUCGGAAAAAAAUGCUCCACCAUAAAUGACUUCGGUAUCGAAUUUUGAAUACGGCGAAUGCGCCAACUGUAAACAAAUCCAGAUAAUCACAUAAAUGCGUUAAACUCUUCAUUUUACAUCCGAAAAUAUUAUCUCCUUUUAAUUUUUCUUAUUUUAGUGAAAUUAAAUUUAAUUUUUUAAAUAA
This is a messenger RNA of Uranotaenia lowii, 979 nucleotides long. RefSeq lists its product as uncharacterized. The record is from RefSeq and is a predicted model, not a curated record. The transcript is spliced from 4 exons. The coding region runs from base 440 to 820 and encodes 126 amino acids. Lineage: Eukaryota; Metazoa; Arthropoda; Insecta; Diptera; Culicidae.